UGGGGUGCAAGUGCUUAUAAUAUCUCCAUAUGUAUUAGUCAAUGUUAUGAGAUAUGUCUCAUCACCAAGAAUUUACUUCCGAUCGAAGUCUGUUCUUUGCAAAUCCAGUUUGUCCCAUUAACUCAAAUGGAAGAACAAAAGGUAUGCGACGCCAUAGAACUUCAGUCUUCACCUGCGGAGAUCAACAAACAAGAGGCCGAAAAACAAUACCAUUUGUUGACUCUUACUCGAUCCCGUAUCAGAGAAGAUCUAGAACAACGAAAGGCAGAUGCAUAUCAAAUAAAACGGAAAUUAAUGUGGUUUUUACAGCAUGAUCAUUAUAUACAAUGGAAGACGCGGGAAAUCAAGAAUCUUGAACGUUGCUUAGGUAAAGCGGAGAUUCAUAUGCCAACGAAUUUAGUCCCAAAAAGAACUGGUUUUUUUUCCUUGCCUGAAAAAGAUGGUCGAACACCUGUAAGACCAGAUCGAAAACGCUGCCAAAAGAGGCUGAUAAAGAAAGAGAGGGUGGACUCGCAUUAUUUGCAACAAGUUCAGGAAGAACUUCUUUGUUCCAAGAAAUCGGGUGGAAUGACAUCAUCUGGUAGACAAGAAGUUAACGACCUGAUCGAUAGCAUGGCACAAAGGAUCCAACAUGGGAACAAGUGUCGGGCUGAUGAAAUGAGAAUUUAUCGUGAAAUGAGAAACGUCAAGGAAACAAGAGAAAUAUAUACUGCACCAGAUCAACCCAAGCAUACUCGUAAUUGGUAUACAAGAGAAAGAACGUCAAAGAGAGAUAUAGAUUCCCAAAGAUACAUACAACACAAGAUAAAUAUCCGAUUAGACGAUAUUGAGGACUUGAAAAUGGAUAUGAAGGGACGUAAAGCUAGAGUUACACGACUUAAAGCGGAUAUGGAACUUGUACGAAAGAGCAUUAGUUGUUUACAGAAGGAGCUUGAAGAUGUUAACACAAAGAGAAUUAAAGCCUAUCAACGUGCUUAUGAACUUGUAGAGCAAAAGAAAGGAUUGGUACAGUAGUACAUAUUUUUUGUAAUCACAAACAUACAUAUAUUAUUAAACUGCAAGGCUAUAGCUAAAAUGAUUGCUUUUGCACUGAAAGGGGAUGCUGAUCAGCAUUCGUUCUUAGGUGUUGUUUUAGCUCUAUUAUAUCUAGUUGUGGUCAUCGGUGCUCUUUUAGGCUUUUAUUCUAGUGUCUGUUUUAAUGUUGUUUUGUCUCUGUUUUCCUCAUUAGAUGUUUAGUUUUAUAGGGUACAGCUUCCUGCUGGUUACUUUAUUUCUUACUACUAAUCAUAGCUUUUCUUUGCCCUACAAAAAUCGUGAUACGCAAGUUUGUAACAA
This is a messenger RNA of Lactuca sativa (garden lettuce), 1335 nucleotides long. RefSeq lists its product as uncharacterized. NCBI's taxonomy places the organism in Eukaryota, Viridiplantae, Streptophyta, Magnoliopsida, Asterales, Asteraceae. The record is from RefSeq and is a predicted model, not a curated record.